Conger conger (European conger) is the source of this 1667-nucleotide messenger RNA. It is a transcript of the gene mtfr2, whose product is annotated as mitochondrial fission regulator 2. Gene Ontology annotation, biological process: aerobic respiration; mitochondrial fission. The transcript has 8 exons. Gene Ontology annotation, cellular component: mitochondrion. The record is from RefSeq and is a predicted model, not a curated record. Bases 265 to 1281 code for a protein of 338 amino acids. Lineage: Eukaryota; Metazoa; Chordata; Actinopteri; Anguilliformes; Congridae.
AGUUCAUAUGCUCUGGGAACGUGACCAAAGUGGGAGCUGUUUAUACCGUUUGAUGAUUUGUAUUUCACGGAAAAUACAGUCUAGCCGGGGAUCAAAAUAUUUGAGCUAAUUACGAACCAUUUGAAAGUAUAAAAAAACGAUUUGAAAGCAUGUGGACAUUUUGACGCUCUUGUCCGUAACUGUCAGGUGUAACGUAGUUCGUCAGUACACCGUCGCCUCCUCGGACAUUUCAAAAGUGGAAAUAGUCGUUACCCCGCGAGCGAAAUGUCUCUACUCGCCGACAUUCUUGACCUUCUACGAAAUCUCCUCGAGUACUUUGGAGUGCCAGCGGACAUGUUAGUGCCGGUGUGGGACAACCAGUACUGCGGCCAGUAUCGCAGCAUAGUUCGUAUGAUUGGAACAAACCUCCCCUUGAGUCCACAAGCGCGCGUUCAUUUCCAGAUUCCCCUGCAGUCGUUUGAAAGGCACGGUGGUGCCGACUUUCCGUCAGACAGAGCGGUUAUACCGUCCUUCGCGGACGUGAUGUGGCUUACUGAAGAUGACGGAGAGGUCUUCACAAAGUUCAGAACCGACGCUCCUCCGCUCGGAAGGCGUCGCGUGACCCAGCGUUUCCCGGCUCCGGAGCGCGGCGUUCCCGAGCGGAGGGGCGGCGCUCCGGGGAACACCGAGGCCCUGAGCAAGAUCACAGCGCUGGAGGACGAGCUGCUCAGGCUCCGCGCGCAGAUCGCCAUGAUCGUCACCAUGCCGACGGGAGCUGCGCCUCCCCAGAGUGCCCCUGCCACCCCCGGGAGGAGCCCCCCCCCUCCUCUCCUCACGUCCACUCCUGCCCCCCGAUGCCCUCCACCUCCUCCUCCCCCACCUCCUCCUCCUCCUCCUCCCGGCCCUCCUGCUUCCACGCAGACGGUAGCGCAGGGCUCGAUGAAACAGCCGCUCCGGAUGGCGAGCGGCGGGGAGCGCACUCGGGCAGAUCCGCGGACGGACUCGCCUGGGAAGGCCCCCAGCAUGCUGGACGUGCUGAAGGACCUGACGCAGGUCAAGCUCCGCUCCGUGGAGAGGUCUCCUGGCGGAACGCCGAUGAGGAAGAGGAGUAAGAAGGUGGUUGCCCUUGGCGACCCGGCAGCACUUAUCGCUGAAGCACUGAAGAGGAAGUUUGCACACAGACACAAAGAGGAUUCCUUCGACAAGGAGAACCGCUCCGUAGAGCUCUCUCCUUUCGGAAGCCCAGAUAUUCCCACUAUCCCUUCUAAUAUGAGACGCAGUCUGGGGAGGCUACACCUGUGAUCGCCAUGGCAACGAGCUACACCUGUGAUCACCAUGGCAACAAGCUACACCUGUGAUGGGCAACCAGCCAGCGAGUGGGUUAUUCAGGCUACUGAUAUUUCCUCUUGCGUUAGCUUUAUUUCUUCUUUGGUUUACAGUUUUUCUAACGUCUACUAAAUGUCUGUCUUGAACCUUUACCCUUGACCCUUGACCUCUGCAGUGUUUCGGUCUCUGAGGUGGUUUGCUGUUUUCAUGCAAACACUGGGUUGUGUUUUUGGUUUGGUGUAAAUAUAGGAUUUAAUUGUACAGGUUUUUGAGGACGUUGUUUUGUAUGAUGAUUUGUUCUGAUUAAUUGUAUUAUGUUGGUAUUGUUCCAUACACGGCAGGAAUCGCACAUGAAGUCUUCU